Acanthamoeba castellanii str. Neff is the source of this 465-nucleotide messenger RNA. RefSeq lists its product as uncharacterized. The transcript is spliced from 5 exons. The record is from RefSeq and is a predicted model, not a curated record. The annotation marks the transcript as partial. NCBI's taxonomy places the organism in Eukaryota, Discosea, Longamoebia, Acanthamoebidae.
GGGCAAUUUUCACGGCCAUGCCAUUCCUGGCACCUUGAUGAUACUCUUGGGCCUCUUCUACUUCCUCCGAUCCUUGAAGGUAUCCUACUGCCGUGGCCUUCCUUUGAGGCUCUCAGCUUUGCCUUCUACGGUGGGCUGGGGGCGAUCGCCGAGUUUCUCGAUGCUCUCAUCCCUAAUGCGAAUUUCUCCGAGUCGCAUCUGGACCACAUCCACGUCACGUCCGCCCUGUGCGUGGUGGGCAUCAUCGAGCUGCUGCAUCUCUACAAAGUCCUCGACAACCCUGCUUGGGGCUUGGUGAUGCCUGGCGGCCUCGUCUUCGUGGCCACUCUCUUCACGGCUCAUCCUCAAGCGUAUGACCUGGAGUCUUUCGCGCACGCGUUCACUGCCUUCCUGUUCUGGGUCACCGCUAUCAGUCGCGCCCUCGAAAUCUUCGCAGGUACAGAGAAGGAAGCCUGCAAUUCGUAA